Messenger RNA from Rotaria sordida, 1128 nucleotides. NCBI's taxonomy places the organism in Eukaryota, Metazoa, Rotifera, Eurotatoria, Philodinida, Philodinidae. The record is from the annotation of a GenBank genome assembly.
AUGCAAAUGAAAUGUUAUACUAUAAAACCUCAAUGUCAAACAAAUGAUUAUCAACAUCAAAUAUUGAAAGCUGAUGUUGGCCAAGAUGUAACUAUGUCAUGUAUAUUCGAUGAAGACAAAAUUGAACAGGUGUCCUUCAUGCGUCAGAUGACAGGUGACAUAUUGUCACUUGGUUCAGAAUUAUUUGUUCAUGAAUUUUCAUCAAAUCAACAUAUUAAAUUAAUUCAAUUUUCAACCAAUCGUUUAGAUUUAAAAUUAAUAUCAGUUAAUCAAAAUGAUUCAGGCAUAUAUACUUGUAUGUUAAAUGAUGAAAAAUUAACAUCAUUUUUAUUAGAAAUAUUUGUCCCACCGCGAUUUAUUUCAUAUUUUCCAAUUGAAGGAAGUGUUUCAUAUUCGGAAGGUUCAUCAAUGAAUUUAUCUUGUCGUGCUUUUGCUGUUCCAUCAGCAAAUAUAACUUGGAUUUAUCGUGAUAAAAAUAAACAAUCAAAAACAAUUCAUUAUGGAGAAGAUGUUUAUAUAUCAUCACUUCAAUCAUCAGAUAGUGGUUCAUAUGAAUGUAUUGCUUCAAAUAAUUUUCAUGCAUCGAUUAGUCGUUCAUUUUAUGUUACUAUUCAAUAUUCUCCUCGUGUAAUGAUAUUAAAUGAUAAAAUGACAAGUGAUAUUCAUGACACAGUCAUAGUAAAAUGUCAUGUAUGUUCAAUCCCAGAAGUGAUUCAGAUAAAUUGGUUAAGACAUGAUCAAAUGAUAAUGGAUGUUAAUAUUCUUAUUAAAACACAAACAAUUGAUCAUUAUCAAUGUUUAGAAUCUACUAUGGAAAUUGUUGAUAUAAAUGAAUAUCAAUUCGGACAAUAUGAAUGUCGAGCAGAAAAUAAUCUAGGACAAAAUUUUGCUUAUAUUGAUAUUCAACAAAUUUCAAGAAAUAUAAAAAUAAAACAACAAGAAUUUCAUUCAAAUGAAAUUAAUCGAAAUGGACGUACAGCUUUAUUAAUUGAUAAUCAAGAUAAAAAUUUCACAAUAACAUCAACAAAAACUCCAAAAUGGUUAUCGAAUUGUUCAUCUGUAUAUGUAUUAUCUUCGUUUUAUUAUUAUUCAUUAAGUUUAUUAAUAUGUUGGAUUCGACCAGUAUGA